AGGACGAUAAAAUCAGACAUUUAAAUACCUGUUUAUCACAGCUAAAACUUAAUCCGUCCAUACCUUACUAAGAAACACUCUAUCAAUGUCCCAGGAUAUAUGUUAUCGAAAUUUUUCAUGAUAUUUUUUUCUGAAUGUAUUCUCGAGUGAUUGUAAUUUUUUCUGGAUUGUUUUCGAGACCAAUUUCUGUCUCCAUGUUUGGGAAUCGUCUGCUGUCGUGAUCGCGUGCGAUAUGACGUAAACGUUUCCGGGUCUCAUGAGAAGUGAGAUGAAGGCCAAGAAAAAUCUGAGGAACUUGAGCCGAGGAAAACAUAAUCAAUAUUGUAAUUAGUUUAUUUAUAUUCACUGAAACAAAAGCCUAGGAGAAUGGCGAUGCUGAGAGGGAAUCGGGAUAACUUGGACGACACAAAGAGGGAGAUCUACAAAGCUUGCAGGGAGGGGCAGGUAGAGGAACUGAUCAGACUGGUGGGCGGUAAUGCCAACAUGGAGGUCAAGGAUGGUCAGAAGCCUCUACAUAUUGUCGCAUUAAGCGGAAGAGAAGACAUGGAGUCCAUUAUCAGUGCUCUACUUAAAAUAGGAAGUGACGUCAAUGCCACGACAACUACAGAUGAGGACACAGUCCUUCAUUUAGUCAUUAAACACGCUGUCCUUCGGUUGGCCUUUCAGACCUGUCUGAUGAUUCUAGAGCACAACCCAGAUCUUGAUAUACGAAACAAGAACUUACGAACGCCAUAUGAUGUGGCUAUGGCGCAGGAAUAUUUUGAGUUGGCUAAUGUAUUAGAUGGUUCAAUGACUGCCGAGGAAGCCCGAGAAUACUACACAAAGUCUCUCGGAGAAUUAUACGGGGGGCGACUCAUUGAUGCUGUAAUGAACAAUAAUGAAAAAGAAGCUUUAGACUGUGUUAAUCAGGGGGCAGAUUGUAACUGCCUGAAUAAGCAUGGCGCUGGCGCUAUACACUACAUGUUCACCAAUCUUUACCAACAUCCCCCUUUAAACCUGCUCAGUCGAAUGGUAGACGCAGAGGCAGAUGUCAAUCUCAGGGAUUACGAAGGGGAUACAGCCUUAAAUCUGGCAAUAAAGAGACCUAGUCUCAGACAAGAUAAUCAAAUGUAUAACGUGGUGGAUCAACUAUUAAAAUGGGGAGCGGAUCCAACUCACAAAGAUCUGGAUGGUAAUGAUGCUCUGGCAUUAGCGGAGAGUAGAAACUACCUGGAUGUUGUCAAGUUACUCAAAAGACAGAAAACAGCUAGAAUUACACCUCCCCCUCCAAUUAUUGCAGCGCCCCCUCGCCAGUCUCCUACGCCGUCCGAAUCCUCCACACUGCCGCCUCUCUCACCCUCUAGAGCUCUGAGACCAUCGCCAACGCCCAGAAGAAACCGAGGUCCCGAACGAAAUCACGAGUCUCCGACGUCGUCUGACUCUUCCACACUGCCAAGAGCUUCCCCUAAUAGAGGUCUGCGACCAACUCCAUCUCCAUCGCCAGAACAAAAUCGGAAUAUUGAACCCGACCAUGAGGAAUCCAUCACUUCCGCUAUAGAGGAGGAUAAUCCAGAUGACCUGGAUGAACUGCUGAGUGAUCCAGACGCCAACCUCAACGUUCCUAACUCGAUGGGGUUGUUUCCUUUACAUGUUGCAAUACUGAGAAAUAACCCUGCCAGCAGGAACAAUAUGGUACAACGAAUACUUAACAAAGGGGCUGACAUAAAUGUUAAAGCCAUGCCCGCUGGAAAUACUCCACUCCAUAUGUCAGUGGCCAGGGAUCAACUGGACACCGUCCGGAUCUUAUUGUCCUACGAUCCAGCAAUAUCACCAACUAAUGACGAGGGACAGACACCUUAUAACUAUGCCGAAGAGAAUGGUAAUGCGGAGAUGAUGAGACUUCUAAAGGACCAAGAACAACGUGUACAGCGGAGUAAGAACAAAUCCUCUACCUGUCCAGUUGACGAGCUUGAUGAAUUAUUGCGGGACCCAGAGGCCAACGUGAAUGUCCAAAACUCGAGUGGCUUGUUUCCCCUUCACGUUGCAAUCAUGAAGGACGAUCCAUUAAUUCGGGAGACACUUGUUAAACGUCUGAUCAGUCGAGGUGCUGAUAUCAACGCUAAAGCAAUACCAAAACCAGAGAAGAAGACUCCACUGACUGCCAGGAAAGCGGAACCGAGAGAGAUAGAAGAAAGAGGGAGAACACAAUCCUUUGAUGAGGUAAAAGCCUCGGUGAAAGAUCGAAGGAAGGAACAUGACGGUUUAGAUGAACUUAUCAACGAUCCUGAUGCGAAUGUUAACAUCAGAAACGCAAAUGGCUUGUACCCAUUACACCAGGCUAUAAUGCGGAAUGACCCCGUAGAUAGAAAUCAGCUGAUAGAAGCUCUCAUCCGAAGAGGAGCCGAUAUUAAUGGCCGAGCACUUAAGAGUGGGAACACUCCACUGCACCUCGCUGUGACGCGGGGUCAGCUGGGAACAACGAGGCUCCUCCUGUCUUGUAUGCCAACCCUCUCUGUGCCAAACAACGCUGGUAAAACUCCCUACACUAUCGCUGAGGAAAACGGCAAUAUGGAAAUUUUGUCUCUUCUGGAAUCUUACAAAAGAAAUGUGGUUAAUAAAAGAAGGAAUCAGUCCGUCCGCGACAAACAAAACUGUGUAAUAUCAUGA
Saccostrea echinata is the source of this 2646-nucleotide messenger RNA. RefSeq names its product ankyrin-3-like. NCBI's taxonomy places the organism in Eukaryota, Metazoa, Mollusca, Bivalvia, Ostreida, Ostreidae. Gene Ontology annotation, molecular function: protein binding. Bases 367 to 2646 code for a protein of 759 amino acids. The record is from RefSeq and is a predicted model, not a curated record. The transcript has 23 exons.